This is a messenger RNA of Eutrema salsugineum, 1972 nucleotides long. RefSeq names its product protein PAF1 homolog. Gene Ontology annotation, molecular function: chromatin binding; RNA polymerase II complex binding. The record is from RefSeq and is a predicted model, not a curated record. Gene Ontology annotation, cellular component: Cdc73/Paf1 complex. Lineage: Eukaryota; Viridiplantae; Streptophyta; Magnoliopsida; Brassicales; Brassicaceae. Gene Ontology annotation, biological process: transcription elongation by RNA polymerase II.
AUGUGCCAUAUUCAGAAACUAUUUGAAGACAGACAGAUUUGUUCUCCGUCGCUAUCUCCUUUACCUCCUCACCCCUCCGCCGUCAUUACCCCUCCUCUUCCUCCCCCACCGCCGUCGCAUCAACCUUACUCUUAUCCUCCGCCGCCUCCCAAUCCGCAUGCUUACUAUCAGCAGCCGUCACACUAUCCUCAAUUCAACCAGCAUCAAGCUCCUCCGCAUCCUCCUCCCACUUCUCCUCCUCCUCCUCCCCCUCCCCCCUCAGCUCCUCCUCCUCCUCCUCCUCUCGUACCCGAUCCUCCUCGAAACCAAGCCCCCAAUGACCGCGACAAAGGGGCCUCCAAGCCGAUUUCUGCACCUGGAAGGCGCGACCGUGCUCAUGGAGUUCCAUCGAAGCACCACAGGCCCCAUAUUAGGAACCCCGGUGUCAAAAUCGAGACCGAAGAAGAGAGGAGGCUAAGGAAGAAGAGGGAGCUCGAGAAACAAAGGCAAGAAGAGAAGCUUAGACAGCAGAUGAAAAGUUCUCACAAGUCUCAAAUGCCCAAGGGACACGCCUCCGUUGUUGGAUCUCGCGCGGAGGAGAGGAAGCCUACGCCUCUACUGACCACCGACAGGGUCGAGAAUAGGUUAAAGAAACCAACCACCUUCAUCUGCAAGCUCAAGUUCCGGAAUGAGCUCCCUGACCCAACCGCACAGCUCAAGCUUAUGACCAUUAAGCCAGAUAAAGAUCAAUAUACAAAGUAUACCAUCACGUCGCUGGAGAAGUUAUGGAAACCAAAAAUCUUUGUCGAGCCUGAUCUUGGAAUACCCUUGGAUCUCCUUGACUUAAGUGUAUACAACCCACCCAAAUUCAAGGCACCUCUCGCCCCUGAAGAUGAAGAACUAUUGCGUGAUGAUGAUGCUGUUACACCUAUUAAGAAAGAUGGCAUCAGGAGAAAAGAAAGACCAACUGAUAAAGGUGUUUCCUGGCUCGUGAAAACACAGUACAUUUCUUCAAUCAAUAAUGAAUCGGCAAGACAGUCUCUAACUGAGAAACAAGCAAAGGAACUGCGAGAGAUGAAAGGAGGCAUCAACAUCUUGCAAAAUCUUAACAAUAGAGAGAGACAGAUCAAGGAUAUUGAAGCAUCCUUCGAGGCCUGCAAAUCUCGACCAGUUCAUGCCACCAAUAAAAACUUGCACCCAGUUGAAGUUUUACCACUACUGCCACAUUUUGAUAGGUACGAUGAGCAGUUUGUGGUAGCGAAUUUUGAUAGUGCUCCUACAGCUGAUUCUGAAUCCUUUGGCAAGUUGAAGCCUUCAAUUCGUGAUGAAUAUGAGUCACGGGCCAUUUUGAAAAGCUAUGUGGUGGCUGGAUCAGACACUGGCAAUCCAGAAAAAUUUCUGGCGUACAUGGUUCCUUCCUUGGAUGAGUUGUCAAAGGAUAUGCAUGAUGAAAACGAGGAUAUCUCGUACACUUGGGUUCGGGAAUACCACUGGGAUGUAGGUGGUGAUGAUGCAAACGAUCGUGGCACAUACCUGGUGUCGUUCGACGAUGGGACAGCUAGCUAUCUGCCCCUAGUCACAAAGCUCAACCUGAGGAAGAGAAGGGCCAGGGAAGGAAGAUCUUCUGAUGAGAUUGAACAUUUUGCGGUACCUUCAAGGGUGACUGUAAGGCGCAGAUCGGCUGUUUCAGUGAUAGAACAUAAAGAUUCAGGGGUUUAUUCAAAUUCUAGGGUUGGUGCUUCGAGCUCCAAGAUGAGAAGGUUAGAGGACGAAGAAGGCCUUGGUAGAUCUUGGAAACACGAGGCGGAGCCAGAUGCCAAUCAAUAUAGUGAUGAUGGUAACGAGGAUGAUUAUUCUGAAUGAACGUGUGCCCUUUUUUAUUUAAUGUUUUAUCAUCAUUGUGAAUCUCCCAAUUGUGUCUGAUUCACAAAGAGUUGUAUAAUUGUGACGCUCAAACUUCACAUAACUGUCAAGUAAAGUCAGAUUUCAUCCA